AUGCCAUGGCAAAGAACGUGGUGGUUCUUCUUCCUUUGCCACAUCGCCCUGAAAGCCGUUGAGUCACUUCGACAUCACGACCUCCAGAAUGGCCUUGACCUUGUGGAGGUCCAAACGACGCCCAACUUCGUGUUGAUCGAUGUGAACGUCCACGGGAGGUGUCCUCCAGGCUCACGGAAAGCUGACCAGCAGGGCUGCCAAGAGUUCUACAAUGCGUGGCCUCUGAAGGAUUUUAGCCUCUUGGCCGAUGGCAGUUGUGGCGUGAUCUUGAACCAGAAGAGAUUGGGGAUUUGCAAGUGGCAUCAGCCGCCGAAUUGCCCUCCGGGGGGUCUGAAUCAUUGCCACUUGGGGCCUUGCUUUUGCAUGGAGGUGGACCCCUUCUGCGGGACGGCGGAUGAUGAGGAUGAGUGCGAAUGGGUGUUGAAGGGUAUCGCCAAAGGAGUGAUGCUUCUUUUUGGCCUUUGCCUCGUGCUAUCCAAUGUUCUGCUGGAUGCCACAUUGUCUCCAGACAUGGAUAUUCUGCCUGGUAUCUUGAAAACGCUCGGCCUGCCAAAAAACAAGCUGCUCCGCUAUGAAGUUUACAAAGAGCAGAUUAGAAAUGGGGCGUUGAGCUGCAAUCGCAUCAACGAUCAUGAAUUCCAUGUGAAGUUCCGAGGGCUCGGCGGCGCUUGCCAUGUGAUCGGCAUCUAUUUUCAAGAGCAGAAGUUGACGGGGCAGCUCUCAGCAGAGAUGAGCCGCUUGACGAAGCUACGCACGAUCCAUUUGGAGAAGAAUCAGCUCACGGGGCCCAUUCCAGACUUGAGAGCCGUGGAAUCCUUGAGCUUGUUGAAUUUAUCGGCCAACCAGCUCUCGGGUCCCUUGGUGGCCUUGCCAAGCAAUUUGAGACUCGCGAUCUUGUCCAACAACCAGUUGAACGGCUCGCUGCCUGAACUGAUGAGCUUGAGGAAGCUGGAAAAACUCUACGUGAUGCGCAACAACCUGUCGGGUUUCCUUCCGGAGCUUGGGGAGAUGAAGGCGCUGCAAUACGUGUCACUGGAAGGGAAUCGCUUGGAGGGUCCUAUCCCCAAGAAGAUCUGCAACUCCGGUUUCAGGUAUUUGUCCUUGGCAGAAAACCGCCUCACGGGCACCAUUCCACCAGAGCUGUGGAGGUGCAGUCGUUUGAAGGUCUUGAAGCUGGCGCACAACCAACUCGAAGGAGCGAUUCCUCCGUUGCCCCGCGAAGGAACGAGCGCGGUGGACGAGGUGCGGACUGGCAUCUUCCGGGAACCGCGCACACGCCGCCUUCGUGCGAACGACGGUGGACGUUGGGGCUUGGAGAUGACGCGGCUUCUCUUGAACAACAAUCGCCUGCAGGGGGAGAUACCGUGUUUGAAGAGACUCACCAAGUUGAAGGAACUAAAUCUGGGCGGCAACCGCUUCAAGGGUGCUAUUGGAUCCCUUCUGGAAAGCUUGCUGCACCUGGAGGUCGUGGAUUUGUCCCUGAAUGGGUUGACGGGGGCGUUUCCAGAUUUGAUGACGCUGACGGAACUGAAAUCUUUGAGCUUGCAUCACAACCAUCUUAUUGGGGAGGUGUCUGCAAGCCUGGCAAAUCUCACAAAGCUGCAGGAUCUCAUGUUGGAUCACAACCACCUGACCGGAGCUUUUCCGGAAGCACUUUGCCAGAUGCCCAAUUUGCAGAGCUUACAUCUGAACCACAAUCGUUUCACUGGGAAGCUUCCUGAUUGCUUCGAGUGGCCCAGUAGCUUCAGAAUCUUGACAAAGCUCUUCUUAAGCAACAAUCAGUUCCAUGGUCCGAUUCCACGUCUGACCGGCUUUGAGCGUUUGGCCGUUUUGACUCUACACGACAAUGGUUUUUCUGGACACCUUCCAGACUUGUCGAUGACUCAAACAUCUGUGGUGACCUUUCACAACAAUCAGUUCUCAGGCAAGAUUCCAAAUAUGAAUCUGUGGGAAAGAUGCAUUGACAAUGAUCGGUUCAAGUUUCUUGGCAAGACCUGCAAGCAGGUCGCGAUGGCCAAUCAAGACUGGGGUCUCGCGUGUGAGGAGAUUUCAAGCAUUUACCACAUUGACAACCGACGUUUGCUCGCCAAUUGUCCUAAGACUUGCGGUACUUGUUGGAGUUUGGGCUGCGACCAUCAAUCACUUUGCAUGCCAACCGGCUCUCCUGCGCGGUUCCAGACCAGAUCAGCGAAAAGGCAGCGGUGGACCCGGCGGGCGUACGAGCCUUGGCGGUGA
Durusdinium trenchii is the source of this 2235-nucleotide messenger RNA. NCBI's taxonomy places the organism in Eukaryota, Dinophyceae, Suessiales, Symbiodiniaceae. The record is from the annotation of a GenBank genome assembly.